Rhodamnia argentea is the source of this 1271-nucleotide messenger RNA. RefSeq names its product GATA transcription factor 17-like. Gene Ontology annotation, cellular component: nucleus. NCBI's taxonomy places the organism in Eukaryota, Viridiplantae, Streptophyta, Magnoliopsida, Myrtales, Myrtaceae. The transcript is spliced from 3 exons. The record is from RefSeq and is a predicted model, not a curated record. Gene Ontology annotation, biological process: regulation of DNA-templated transcription. Bases 102 to 1127 code for a protein of 341 amino acids. Gene Ontology annotation, molecular function: protein binding.
AGAGAGAGAGAGAUACCAAUGGCUGACUGAAGCAACCUAGAGAGAGAAAGUGGGAUGAUCACGGAGAGGUGUGUCCCAAGAGCUGCCCUCCUCCUGCAAACAUGAAGACCGUGUCCAAGUCCUCCUCCAUGCUUGGCAAACCGAAGAAGCAAGCCGUAGCCUCCCUCACCACCCCAUCUCGCAGAUCAAGAACCAAGACUCGCAAGCCCAAGUUCUUGAGCCUCGGCCUUCAAAUCUCCCCUCAAAGCUCCCGAGCGAGCGCCGACCACAUGAACCGUACUUACCACCGCAAAACCAGUCGCCACCGCCGCCGUAAACACCAGCUGAACUUGUUCCCCCUCCACCCACAAACCCACUCGGCCAACCACGGCGACGGAGAUCAAGACCAUCUCCACGACGAAAACGACGUCGCCCUGCUGUUCGACUCCGCCGCCGGCGCCGCCGGCGCCACCCUGACCGGCCUCCUCGCCCCCACCUCGGCAGUCGCCGCCGCACCCGCCUCCUCCGGGGUGAAGGAGGAGGAAGAAUCGGCGGUGUCGUCGCUGAUACGGUGCGCUAUGAAGAGCAGCAGCAGAGAUAGGGGGGGCAGCAGCGAAGAGAAGUGGGUUUGCUACAGCGAGGUCAUCGUCGAGGCGGAGAAGAAGGCGGAGAUGGAGGAAGUGACCAGCUGCGCCGCCGACGCGUGGAGGGGAGGGCGGGGAACGCACCACGGGACGAUGCUGUCGCUGAAGCUCGACUAUCAGGAGAUCCUGGACGCCUGGUCCGACAAGGGCUCGCUCUUCGUUUGUGGCGGGGAUGCCAGCCACGAGACGCCUCAGACCGUGCCCGACUUGAUGCGCGUUGACAACCAGGGGCCGACGGAUGGGUGGGAAAAUGUGUGGAGAGUCCCGGAGAGAGCGGUGGAAACUGAAGCCACCGUCAAGGUCAGGGAUGUGAUCACGGAGGGCGGCGACAGCGGCAAGCUCAGCGACAAGAUUAGACAACGAGAGGCGAGCGUGAUGCGGUACAAGGAGAAGAGGCACAGCCGGCUCUUCUCCAAGCGCAUUCGGUACGAGGUCAGGAAGCUCAAUGCCCAGAAACGACCCCGUAUUAAGGGCCGAUUCGUGCGAAGAGAUUGCGAAGAUUAAACUGAGCUCGCGCGCGUUAUUAUGUAUAGUAUAGCAAAUUGAAGGUAGGCAAAAUGGGCAGAAUAAUGUUUCGAUGUCCGAGGAGGUGUAUUCGUCGCUUUUAAGAACCUGUGUAAUAAAAAGGUUUCCCGAGUCUUUUACAGA